Centruroides sculpturatus (bark scorpion) is the source of this 1152-nucleotide messenger RNA. RefSeq names its product protein disulfide-isomerase A5-like. Bases 61 to 1152 code for a protein of 363 amino acids. Lineage: Eukaryota; Metazoa; Arthropoda; Arachnida; Scorpiones; Buthidae. The record is from RefSeq and is a predicted model, not a curated record. The transcript has 6 exons.
GGCACUUUAUCACCCUAGAGGUGAAGUUCGGGUGUCGGAGUGGCAGUGGCUGUUGCAGCGAUGGGCCGAACGUUGCUGCGGACCUGUCUAUCGAUAUUGCUGCUAGCAGUACUCGUGUUAGCGAAGAAAAAGUCCAGCAGCGGCGAUGUAAUCGAAGAAGUCGGCGGUAAGAAAUUGGAGAAGUUGAUCGAGGAAGAAGAAUUCUUAGCCGUUUUCUUCUAUACGCGGACAUGCAGGAAUUGUGAUAAAAUACUUACCUCUUUAGAAAAUAUAGACGACGAUGCCGAAAAGUUUGGUGUUGCAUUUGUUAAAAGUUGUGAAAAAUCUAUGGCCAAGAAAUUUGGUGCUACUUCCUUUCCAGCCCUUGUUUACUUUAGAAAUAAAGAACCUUCUGUAUUUGAGGGUGACUUGAUGGAUGAAAAAAAAGUAUUAGAUUGGCUAACUGAUCUUGAUUCUAUGGAAUUACCUGAUAGAAUUGAAGAAGUGAAUGCAAAAAUUUUAGAAAAUCUCAUUGAAGAUACUGAUUUUGUAGCUGUCUUAUUUUAUAAGGAUGAUUGUGAGAAAUGUGUUGCGGUAUUGCAUGAACUUGAAAACAUUGAUGAUGAAGCUGAUGGUCACGAUAUUGGUUUUGUAAAAAUUUCUGAUGAAGAUCUUGCAGAAGAGUAUGGCUUAGAUGAUUUACCUUCUCUUGUUUAUUACAGGAAGAAAAUCCCAAUACUUUAUCAAGGAGAUCUUAUGAAUGAAGAAGAGGUUUUGCAGUGGUUAUUUGAAUUUCAAGAUAUAGGGGAUGAUGAUGAUUUAAUUGAAGAUGUAACAGCAAAUGCCUUAGAAGCUUUGGUUCAGAAAUCGUCACAUUUAGCAGUUUUAUUUUAUGAUGGUGAUAGUAAAAGAAGUAUGAAAGUUUUGGAUCAAUUAGAAAAUAUUGAUGAUGAAGCAAAAAAAGAUGGUAUCACUUUUGUCAAAACUGAUAGUGAAAGGGCUUGUGAAGAUUAUGGUAUAGAAGAAAGACCUGCUUUAGUUUAUUUUGAGAAGACACUGCCAAAUUUUUAUCAAGGUUUCAAAUAUUUAAUUUUAUAUCUUUUUAAGAAAUUUUGUAAUUACACAAUCUAUAUAAUUUUAUUUUAUUAUAAUAAGGAAGCUUUGCAAAAGUAA